UUUCCAGCGCGCAUAGACAAUGGACAAUGGAUCUGUGGCCACUACCAUAAGCGUCACCCCUUGCGGAUUCACCUCGGCACUUUGCGGAAUGGUGGCGCACGCUGUGCCGACUGCAAUGCAGCAGCGGACCUUGGGGUUCGCUGCUGGUGUGGUGGUUCUCAUGCUAGCCUGGGAUCCGCCUUUGAUCGGUCCCCUCGCAGGCCUGAACUUCGACUGGUCCAAUUGGAAUUCCUCUGACAUACGGCCCAUGCUGGGAAUUAACGAGUGGCCGUGUGAUCCCGAUAACAAGCUGCUGCAGGCGCAGAAGCUCAUCUUGCAGGACGCCUCUGGCCCUGAGAGCUUGGCUUUCGAUUCUACAGGGGCGGGACCUUACACUGGCGUUUCUGAUGGUCGCAUCCUCCGUUGGGAUGGAGAUGAGGCGCGAUGGCACACUUUUGGGGUUACAUCUUCCAUAAGAACGGAGGUGUGCGAUGUCCAUCCACCUUUAGUUCGAAACGAGCCUGUAUGCGGUAGACCACUGGGUCUUCGAUUUGACAAACACGACAACCUCUACAUCGCUGAUGCGUACUUUGGCUUACUCGUCAUGGGUCCCCAAGGAGGUGUUGCGAAACCUGUCAGUACCCAAGCAGAAGGCGUCCCGUUCAGGUUUGUUAAUGAUUUGGAUCUCGACGAGAAUGGGACGGUCUACUUCACCGACAGCAGCUCGCGCCGCCCAAGAAGUCAGUGCAACAUCGUAACGUUCGAGCAAGAUAGGUCCGGCAGAGUGUUGAGAUACGAUCCCAAGACUCAGCAGACUACAGUGCUGGCGAGGGAAUUGUUCUACCCAAACGGAAUUGCGGUCUCACUAGACAGCUCGUUUAUGCUCCUGUCUCACACAUCGAAAUCCAGGAUUGGGAAGUAUUGGCUGAAAGGACCCAAGCUAGGCACCCUCGAAGAAUUUGCUGAAGUUCCAGGCUUUCCAGACAACAUCCGGCGAACGAAAGAAGGAGAUUUUUGGGUAGCGCUUCACAGCCGCGUGACCAAGUUACAAAAUUUUCUUGCCAAUCAUUGGUACCUUCUUCGGAUUUUGUAUAGCCUGCCGUUGCGGUUCGAUUUUAUCUCUUGGCUUACAACGGGCACUCCAGAUGCCAUGGUCAUCAAGUUCAAUCCAAACGGUGAGGCUAUCGAAGCUUUCGAGGACAGAAAGGGUCAGAAUGCAAGGUUACUGAGCUUCGCCGACGAACGGGACGGUGUGUUGUGGAUGAGCUCGGUGUUUAUGCCUUCGAUCUGGACGUUACCUCUUAAUGCCAGUGCAGCAAGUCACUUAUGAGUGAAUCACCCCAAUCAUGCAGUUGGAAUUCAUGUUUCAGGAAAACGUGUAUUGGAUGAUGAAGCACAAACUCAAGUGAUUUUGGGUAGUUUACUUUUGAGAAGUUUAAUGGUUGACAGACAGCGACGAGUCCUCGUGUGACUCAUUCAGCUCUGUUAAAUCAGAUUUUUGUAAAAAGAGUUGAGGAUAAACGUCAACCGAUUCAUUUGUGGAUUCAGAGAUGAAAUUUGCAAAACUCCACAGUCACUGAACACAAUUGAACUCACCCUUGCAAUGGUGCUGAAGUAAUGGGCUCCCUUCUUGCUCUAUUCAUCUGUUUGAAAAUGGCGACUCUUACUACCCACAGCCACAUCCCCAUGUCCUCUCUUCUGUGCCCUCUUUGCAGUGCUAAGAGCCGAAUUAUGGACCAAGUAUCCAAGUGUGGAUAACCUUCAGAUGAUGAGGAGAGGCUUCCUGUUGUUGGGCCGUCAUCCUCGUCUGGAACCGCUGUGGAGACUAGUGGGAGAUGCUGAAAGCAAGGUAAAAUGGAGGCCAGUUUUUUGGACCCUGUUUCUUUCGCUGGCACUAGCUUUCGUCACGUCUGGAGGAGUGCCACAAGUUGCCAUUUCAGCUAUCUGUCGAGGCAAGCAGCUGCAUUCACAGGUUUGGAUCAACUUCAAAUUUUGUGGCUGAAUCUUUAAGUCCUUCCAUAUAACUCCAAUUUCAAACCCUGUGCAGUUGAGGAUUUAUGAGCAUUAUUUAGACCCCAUGGACUACACCGGCACGCUAAUACCUUGACAUCAACAGAUACCCCAACUGCAAAUGUAAUCAAGGUGCGGAUUUCAUAGAUUGCGUUACAAGCGACAUUCUUGAGCUCUAACUUCAGCAUUCAGUCGGGGCCGCUUUUACGGUCGCAGGACGUCAUAACCCUCCCCUUCACCACCCUCUCUCCAUGUUGACGAAGCCGAAGCGAUGGCCAGUAACAUCUCCCACUUCAAAUGUAUAUGGCGUGGAAAGUGUCCUUCAAUCUCUCAGGUAUUACUCAUAGAAGUGCAAUCAACCCAUCUGAACGCUGCAAUAAUUUACUAGAUUCUUCACAAAACCAUGAUUACUUAGACAAGCGUUAUAGUUUGCUGUUCCUGUGAAUGAAUUGCACUGUGAAAUAAAAGUGCAGGGCAUAUUUAUUCUGAAUGUUGCCCUCCACGCCCUAAAUAUGAAA
Messenger RNA from Physcomitrium patens, 2507 nucleotides. RefSeq names its product protein STRICTOSIDINE SYNTHASE-LIKE 10. NCBI's taxonomy places the organism in Eukaryota, Viridiplantae, Streptophyta, Bryopsida, Funariales, Funariaceae. Gene Ontology annotation, molecular function: hydrolase activity. Gene Ontology annotation, cellular component: endomembrane system. The record is from RefSeq and is a predicted model, not a curated record.